CUAUUUGUUACAAAUUAAAUUAAAAUUGUUAUUAUAAAUUGUUAUCAUAAAUAAAUCUAUUUUAAAAUUUUAUAUUUUAAUAUUUUUGCUUGUUACAACAUCAGCAAAACCACCCAAAUAAAAAAGUGACUCAUUGAAAUUUUUAGAAUUUUAAAAAAAUUUUAUAUCAUAAAUUAAUCUAUAACAGUAAUAAUAAUAGUAGUACAGUAGGAAACAACAAAUAAAAAUAGUAUUGAAUAUAAAUAUAUAAUGGGUGUUUGUAAAUGUAAGAAAAGAAGUGAAGACUUUUGUUUUAAUCAUAAAAGAUUUAUAUGUGACUCGUGCGUUGUUUCAGAUCAUCCAAUUUGUUAUAUUAGAUCGUAUGUUGAUUGGUUAACAGAUUGCGAUUUUGAAGAUUCAGUAUGUGGGGUUUGUAAAGGUAGAUUCGAUGCUGAUGAUACUAAUGAUAGUGUUAGAUUGGGAUGUUAUCAUUUAUUUCAUCCAGAAUGCAUUGAUGUAUAUGUUGCAACAUUAUCACCCAAUACACCACCAUCAUCAUAUCCAUGUCCAAAAUGCCCCAAACCAAUAUUACCAACAAAUGAUAGCAAUUCAGCAUUAUCAGAGAGUAUGAGAGAUAAAUUUUCACUAUCAAGUUGGGCAGAUCCAGUAUUGGGUCCAUUAAGACUAAAAAAAGAACAACAGCAACAGCAAUUACAACAACAACAGCAACAAACCAAUACAAGCUUAAAUGGUAGUGGCACAACAUCAAAUUAUAACUCCACAUUAACAUAUCAUCAUCAUAGUAGCAGCGGAAAUAAUGCAUCACCACCAUCCUCAACCAAUGAUUUUUAUAGUGGCAGCGCCAGCGGUGUUGGCUCAAAUAGUUUAAUCAACCCAAGUCUUUUAGAGGAGACACCACCUCUCUCACAUUUAAAUACUAAUCCUUAUGGCUUGGCAAGCCGAAAGCAUGAAGAUACUGUAAUUCAAUUAAAUCACCAAAAUAUAAAUAAUAAUAAUAAUAAUAUCAAUCAAAUUUAUGAUGACUAUGAUAAAUAUAAUAAAAAACAAGUUAAUCCAAUUUCAAAAAUUAUAACUAAAAUUAAAGAAACAAAACCAAUUUAUUUAGUAAUGUUUACGAUUAUAGUGAUUUUAUUUUUAUAUAUAAUUAUGAAAGCCCCAUCAACAGAUUCCAAUGAACAACCAAAAGUAGAUCAAAAAGAUACAAAAUAAUAAUUUAGAUAAAAAAUUAAUAAAAUAAAUAUACUUAUAGGUAUAACAAAAAUUUCACAACCACAC
This is a messenger RNA of Dictyostelium purpureum, 1275 nucleotides long. RefSeq lists its product as uncharacterized. The record is from RefSeq and is a predicted model, not a curated record. Gene Ontology annotation, cellular component: Golgi apparatus. Lineage: Eukaryota; Evosea; Eumycetozoa; Dictyosteliales; Dictyosteliaceae. The transcript is spliced from 3 exons. The coding region runs from base 250 to 1209 and encodes 319 amino acids.